AUGACUAAUGCAGAAUCAGAUACAGUAACAGAAAAUGCAGCAGAAGUACCUAAAGCAGCAAUACUAACAGCAGCAGAAUCAACAGCAGUGUCAGAAGAACCACCAUCAGUAAAAGCAGAAGUAACUCCUCCAGCGUUAGAACCAGCUCCUACAACAGCAACACCAUCUCCUUCACCAGCAGUAGCAGAACAAACUCCUUCACCAGCAAUAGCAGAAGAAAUACCAUCAGCAACAGCAGAAACAACUCCUCCAGCUGCAGAACCAGUUCCUGUAGCAGCAGCACCAUCUCCCACACUGGCAGUAGCAGAGCCAACUCCUUUAACAGUAAUAGCAGAAUCAACUCCUCCACCAGCAGCAACUAAACCAACUUCUCCACCAGCAGAAACAGAACCAGCUCCUCCUCCAUCAUCUUCAGGGGUAGCAGAAAAGAAUAGACAAGUCACAGCAGACCCACAAAAUUACCAAAGAGAAAUGAAGAUUUUUUUAUGGAUUAUUCCAAGGAAGACCAACCGCCACCUAACAUAG
Messenger RNA from Schistocerca piceifrons (Central American locust), 525 nucleotides. RefSeq names its product extensin-like. Lineage: Eukaryota; Metazoa; Arthropoda; Insecta; Orthoptera; Acrididae. The record is from RefSeq and is a predicted model, not a curated record. The coding region runs from base 1 to 525 and encodes 174 amino acids. The transcript has 2 exons.